Molecule: messenger RNA, 1521 nt
Organism: Paraglomus brasilianum
Lineage: Eukaryota; Fungi; Glomeromycota; Glomeromycetes; Paraglomerales; Paraglomeraceae
Source: the annotation of a GenBank genome assembly
AUGGACGUCCCCCUCAAUCGCCAAUUAACUCCUGUUGGAACUGUCAAAACACUUUUCUUAAUUAUUGCAUUCCUCACUUUAACCUUAGCACUUUACUUCUUUGUAUACGUUCAGUUAGACCACACUACUACUUCGGAGUAUCAUAUCAACAAGAUGGACACUAUUACAUUACCUUUCGUGUCUUAUGUGCGCCUUGGCUUUCAGUUCUUUGUUUUUGGAGCUUUGGCAUUGAUGUUUGCCCACAAUUUUGUCAUCUCCGUCUUUUACUUCAAAGCUAGACAGAGUACUUUCUCAAAUAUCCUUAAAAUAAUUUUUAACUUUGCCGGUUGUCUUAGGCACUGCUUCGGUUUUUCAUCCGGCAUGCUUGGAACUUAUGUGUCCCUGGCAGCUUGCAAAGGGGUGCUUUAUCCUGCGACUCUUGCGGAAUUCACAUUUUUAUCGUCUUUGGCUCUCUUCAUAUUAUGGAGAUUACGACAAAUCGAAAACAAAUCUUAUGAUUUAGCCAUUGGCGGGUUUCUGUUCUUCGCAAGGGUAGCUGUGCAACUCACUCAAGUUGUGUUGUCUGUACCAGUGGUGAAACAAUCCCCUUCGGCACCUGAGAUACAACUCUGCUUCUUGAAUAUUGAAGCGAAGGUGGAAAGGGCGCUGUUUUACACUUAUCAAGCCAUUGAUGUUGUAAUCGACAUUUAUGUUACAUUGCGACUUAUUUAUAUCCUCAACAAAGCCAAUAACAAUGCCAAGCAUGUAACACCCAAUAUGCGACGUCCGUACAAACGGAGUUUGUUCACAGCUGUCAUGUACUGGAAUUUCUUGCGUCUGUUCGCUGCCUUCUUACACUACGCUGUAAACCUUUCCGGAGUCAUCACAGAUCAAGAGAAUCCCUUCAACUUCUGGACUUAUCAAUUCUUCGCCUUAGCGUUAUUAAGCUACACUAUUACGGCUGAUGCAGAAGUUGUAAGAACCAUUGAAGGAAGACCCGUAAAUUCGAACAAAGGAUCCGGCUAUAGCAGCUCAAGUGGUACGGCCAAGGCAUCAAAAACAUAUCAUUCCGGCUCACAGUCUCCACGCGCGCCGUCUUAUAAGGGUCAAGUCAUAUCAUUUAAAGAUGAUGAUGAUUAUCUGCAAUCACAACCUGCACAAUUAAAUUCAUCUAGACAGCAAGCUGUUUACGAGGAUGUGAGUGGCCAAAAAGUGGGAGUAUCAAUGAAGCGUGCGUCCUUCUUUGAAUGGGCUUCGGCCGUAAUUGGUGUCCGCCGUAACGAUCCAGACGAAGACGAACAAUAUGAUAAUACUAGGAAUGAUCGUGAUGUCGAAAAGGCUGAAACCAACGACGCUGUUGAAGUGAUUUUGGACGAGAGGCCGACAUCAGAAGAGCGAAUCGCUGAAGAAAUCGAAACAAACGCAGAGAAUUUUGAUCCUGAACGUCGUCUUUCUGGCGAUCAAAGGCGUAGCAGUACAUUCAGCGGUGAUACUGUCACUAACGGGACUACUGAGAAUAAUCCCGUCGUUCAUGCGCUUUGA